Messenger RNA from Acipenser ruthenus (sterlet), 1749 nucleotides. Its product is annotated as carcinoembryonic antigen-related cell adhesion molecule 5-like. NCBI's taxonomy places the organism in Eukaryota, Metazoa, Chordata, Actinopteri, Acipenseriformes, Acipenseridae. The transcript has 6 exons. The record is from RefSeq and is a predicted model, not a curated record. The coding region runs from base 168 to 1142 and encodes 324 amino acids.
AAGGUAUCGCUUCAUUAUUUCGACGGAAGUGCAGGGUGCGUGUUUACAAAUGAUAAUGUAUUGCAGGUGGUUCGUUUGUAAGUAGCACGUAUAAAAUAGACAUUGAAACGCAACAGCAGAAGAAAUUCAGAAGUUUUUUUUGUUUGCGGCGUAAUUUUAGCCUCGCAAUGGAAAAAACACGCGUACAAGUGCUGACUCUUGUUCUUUUGGGGUUGCUAAAAGGUGGCUGGAGUUUUCAAGUAACGCUUUCCAAAGACCCCGUCGAAGUUGGCGAUGACGUAGUGUUUGAGGUGCGCUCCCCGGACAAACCAGAAACGGGAUCCUGGCAGUUCAGAAACGAGCAGGUGGUUUUUUGGAUCGGUGCUAAACUUGUUGUAGGGUUAAAAUAUAACGACCGAAUCGAUGUGAACUAUGAAACGGGAUCCCUAAAGCUCAUGUCUGUGAAGUUAAGCGACUCUGGAGACUACUUUGUACAUUUACAGAAAGCUGGUGAACCGCCUUUUUCUCUGACUGGGAAUGCAACCUUGCAUAUUAUUGACUCUGUAACUAAAGUGACUGUAAACUCCCCCUCUCCAUACCCAAUACUGAACAACACCUUCAGUCUGACCUGCAAUGUGUCUGGGAACGCGGAUUCAAGGAGCUGGCUGAAGGACGGCCAGCCCCUGUCUGCUGGUGAUAGAAUAACAUUUUCAAAGGACAACAGUGCGGUAUCCUUCAACCCAGUGCUGGUGUCUGAUAACGGCACUUACCAGUGUAUCGCUAACAGUUAUUUUAGAAAUGGAACUAGCACUGGAUACAGCUUGGUUGUGAAUUAUGGACCUGAGCAAGUCUCUAUUACAGGACCAGAUGCAUCGCGUAGAGGCUCAACUGCAGUAUUCACGUGUUCAGCUCGCUCUCAACCAGUCUGUGAAUACACCUGGUUUAUCAAUGGGAAACUAGUUGCCAAGGGCUCGCCAUACAAGAUCCACCCUGUAAACUCCAGUAAUGAUGGCAGUUACACUUGUACAGCCUGGAACUCGCUGACUGAAAGGAACAGUUCUGCUGUAAAGAUGCACCAUGUGCUUGAUUCGGCGUCCUCGUGGUCCAGACAUGCAGUAGCAAUGGUCAUAGGCACACUUGUAAGUGCAGCUGUGUUGGUGUAAAUGCUGCAGACUCUCCUUCAUUUCAAAAGCUGUCAAUGAUCCACGAGCACCACAAGACGUAACUGGAAGAAUCGUGUUGGUGCACGUGUAUUUCCUGUGUUAUCCAACAGCUUUGUUUUGACUCUCCAUGCAAUCCCCUCUGGUACCCUGCACAAACUGGGCUGCAUUUACCAGAGUAAAAAAACAAAUGGGAUGGUUGCUCCACUGUUGUGUGCUGGACAGUCACAGCAAUAGUAUGUGUAAAGUAGGUGCUUUUGAGGAGCAGUUUUCAGGCUGUACGGUCUCAACAUGAAUCCUGCCUGCUUUCCUGAAGGCAGUGGUGUCACAAGAGCUGCUGAGUGAGUUGUGAUCAGUGGAUGCAUCUGGGGCUUUUUAAUUCUUGGGCUUCAUACGAGGGAAUAGAAUUUCUGUUGUCAAUUGUGUAAUUUUUUUUUUUUUUAAUGAAUGUGAACUGGCUUUGCAUGCAUAGUGGGUGGGUUUGCACUGUGUUAACAAAUAUAAUUAUCUUAUUAAUUGGUAUUGAAAUAAGUAAUGUGUUUUUAAUGUAAAUGUUUAAGUGUGUUAGUGAGGAUUUGUUUGAAAUUUAAAAUAAAUCAAUAAAAUGUAA